GUAGCCGGAAGCUCCCGAGUCCAGGCUCAGGAACGCGCAGCAAGGGUCAGCGCCCCCUAGUGUUUGACAGGUCUCUAGCACCUGAGGGCCUCGGGGUACAUGAGGUCCUUAUCAGCACAGACACUGGCUUCUCAGGGCACUACUGAGCGACCUAGCCAGAAAUUCCCGGAACUUUACUCUUUCUCCGGCUCCAUUGACUUUUAGGCUUUGAUCGCUUGACUUAUGUGACCAAUAGGAGGCGGCAGAAUCAGUACUUCCGCUUUCGUACCUUUAGCAACCCACUAUGCUCGCCCUCGAAUGCUCCUAUUGGACCUCCUCUGCCAGCUUGCGAGCUCAUUGGCCAGCGCUGUCAGGCCGCAAUCUAGGGUCCGAGGGCUGUGUCUGUCAGGCAGCCGGGCAGCCAUGGCGUCUUAUUUCGAUGAACACGACUGUGAGCUGUCAGACCACGAACACGAGACCGGAUUCAACAUGCUGCUGCAGCUCGCAAGAUCACUGUCCAAUAUGAUGGAUUUUCAAGACCUGGGCUUGGUAGUAGAUUGGGAUCACCAACUGCCUCCCCCCGCUGCCAAAGCUGUGGUGGAAAACCUCCCCAGGACAGUUAUCAGCAGCUCUCAGGCUGACCUCAAGUGCCCCGUGUGUCUUUUGGAAUUUGAGGAGGCGGAGACCGUCAUUGAGCUGCCCUGCCAUCACCUCUUCCACUCCAACUGCAUCCUGCCCUGGCUCGGCAAGACCAAUUCCUGCCCCCUGUGCCGUCACGAGCUGCCUACUGAUGACGACGCCUACGAGGAGCACAGGCGAGAUCAGGCUCGAAAGCAGCAGCGGCAGCACCGACUGGAGAACCUCCACGGGGCCAUGUACAUGUGAGGCAGCAAGAGCUGGGCGCUCACCCUCACAUCUCCCUCGCACCUUGAAUCCUUAUUAAAGGUUUCUUUACACACCCUGCAGCUGCAUUGCUCAUGGGCAGGAUGGUGCAUCCUCCGCCAGGUCCCUACUGCUAUCGGAGCUCAACAGUAGAAGGUACCGGGCUGCACUUGCCCCCUGCUGGCCUGUUGGACUCAGGGCAAUGGGACCCAGCCACUGGACCAGCCAGGGCUUGGAGCUGCGUUCCUGGUCAGGAGGCAAACUAUCAGGGUCCAGUACCCUAUGGCUGUUGAAAGCUGAUAAACUAACUUGCACCACCA
Messenger RNA from Chinchilla lanigera (long-tailed chinchilla), 1181 nucleotides. RefSeq names its product ring finger protein 181 (gene Rnf181). The record is from RefSeq and is a predicted model, not a curated record. Gene Ontology annotation, biological process: protein ubiquitination. NCBI's taxonomy places the organism in Eukaryota, Metazoa, Chordata, Mammalia, Rodentia, Chinchillidae. Gene Ontology annotation, molecular function: ubiquitin protein ligase activity. The coding region runs from base 298 to 864 and encodes 188 amino acids. The transcript is spliced from 5 exons. Gene Ontology annotation, cellular component: cytoplasm.